Messenger RNA from Symbiodinium sp. CCMP2592, 2937 nucleotides. The record is from the annotation of a GenBank genome assembly. Lineage: Eukaryota; Dinophyceae; Suessiales; Symbiodiniaceae.
AUGGCUCCCUUGGGCCUUCAAUUUCAGACCCUCGCCGCACUCGCCCUGCUGAGCCCAUGUUUGCAUAGGGCCGAGCGACCUGAGCAAGCUGAGCGAGCUGCAUUCCACGAUGACGACUGCGAGCUGGCAUCGAACCUGCCCGGCACCACUGUUUCUUGGAAGAACUUUCGCGAGCUACUGCUCGGUGGCUGCGCGGCAGCCGACGAGCUGUUGGAAGAGCUGAGUCGUGGAGAGCACUGGAGUGGGAAGGAGCAGUGCGAGCUGGGGGUGGCUGCCGCCUGCCUCUGCAAGGCCCAUGCGACCGAGGCGAAGCUUUGCAUCCGAGGAGUAAGCCUCCAACGGAUGCUCGCGACACGCUGGCCGGUGCUGAAGCUGCUGGCGAACCUGCAAAAGCCAGCAGCCACGGCCCACGAAUCAUCUUGCAGCGGCUUGCAGCAUCCGUCACUGAACUGGGACCUCUGGCUGGAACAGGUCACCGCAUACGCUGAAGUUGCUGCUUCGUGGCUCCAGGGCGACUUUGAGGAUCCACCAGCAAUUCUGGACACUGCUACAGCAGAAGCCAAUGGUGUUGUUUGGAAAUCUUCGUCGGGUGCGAUUGCAGAAGGUCGUAGAAUAGCUGAGUGGACAGCCAUGUGUCCGCUCGGGAUCCUGGCAGCUUAUGCUGUGCGGGCAGCUGGCCUGGUUCUUGGUCAUGUGGAUGUGUACCGUAUCGUCCAGCGCGCGAUCGAGACGGCGGAGUCCGCGAUGGCCUCAUUGGAAGGAAUCUUGGAGUCGCCCUGGCCGAUCUUCAAGGUCUUGCAUGCGAUGAGCCUCAUGAAGAGAACCUUCCACGAUCUGCAGCUCUCUCCGCAGGACUUGGAGGCAAGUGGUGUCGCUGGGCACUCGGAUAUCUGGACCCGCAGUGCGAACACACUGCGAAGCGCUGCUGAGCGCAGCCAGAGGGCACGCGGCACGUCCGUGGUGGUGCUGACAGGUCUGCCGCAUCAAAGAGUGGGUCACCUGCUGGACCUUUUCAAGCAUGCCGACAAGAUUGGCUACUUAGCUCCUCUCGUCAUUGUGCCGCUCGAGCCGAAUGUCACGGAGUCAUGCUCCAAGAUUGUAGAAGUCUACGCGGCGCGGUCUACGAUGCCAGAGGAUUGGUCUCCCUGUCUGCCAUUUCUGUCACGAUUUCAACAGAGGGCCCAGUAUCUCUCCAUUUACAUCGGGCUCCAGCUUGGUUUGCCCGUGUUGUGGUUCGAUUUCCAUGUGGUGUUCCUUCAAGAUCCUUUUCAGUGGCUGCCGUCAGCAGCUCUCGGCCAACUGGGUCCUCCCAGAUACCGCGAGUCCUGUCAGUACUUUUGCCUUGCUCCUGGCAAAGCGGACCUUUACUUGGCGGAUGAGUUCUAUGCGGCCUUCUUGGUGAAGCCCACCCUGAUCUUCAUCAGGCCGACUGAGGCAUCUGUAGCAUGGCUACGGACCUUUCUUCUUUGGCUUUGCACCUUUCCCUUUGCGCAUGAGGCACGCGGCCUUCAGUUCAUGGUCUUUCCGGACCGCCAAGACGUGGUGCCGUCGGUGUCCAUGCUGCCACCUUCCGAGGGCAUGCCUCGCAUUGUCUUGGGCGAGCUGGACGCAGAACAAAAGUUUGUAAGCAGCGAGGGUUGGUUCGGAGAGUUUGAGAGUGUUGCCUCCUUCGAAAUCAGCGGCUUCCUGCCGGAAGCCGACCGCCUGUACUUGCUGGAAACUCUGCGGACAGGGAAUUCUCAAGAGAUCCAUCAGAUUAUACUGAAUGCUCGGAAGACCAUGUCUCCAAGACGGGCGACAGACCGCUCCUACCGCCGUCAUGAAGAGGGCUCGGCAGAAGAGCCAUGUUCCUGGCACUACGCGCAAGAGGCAUAUUUGGGCGGCUUUGCUGAUUCUGCCGAGGAAACGUUCCAGAAAGUGGAGACGGCGCUUUGCAAGUGCCUUCACCUUGGCGGAGCCUGCAAAGGCAUCACCUGUGAAGCUGCCGAUGGCGACAGGGAGACCUGCACACUUCGGAAGGGCUUGCCCUUCCUAGCACCAUCUCCGACUGAGGAGUGGAGCUUCGUGAAGGUCUGCCGCCAUCUAGGCUGCAAUGCAACUCCCGCGACGCGGAUCGUUCAUGUGAAUUUUGCGGAUGGCUGCUGUGAGCGGGAGCAGGCUCAAAGCUCCGAGUCGGCGCUGCGCUUCGGCGCGUCGGAGAGCCGGCCGCUGCGAGGUGAUUUUUUGGAUGAUGCCUUCCGGCGGAAGAACGAGGUUCUGCUGAACUUCAACCGCACACCGGAGCUCACUCAACACAAGACUCCGUCGGGCAAAGUUGGGUAUUACGUUUGGAAGCCUUAUGUCGUACUCCGAACUCUACUUGACCCUUCACUGCCAUGGGAGACGACAGCUGUGGUCUGGACAGAUGCAGGAAUUCAUUUUGUCAGCGACAUGCGGCCGCUCAUUCACGAGUUUUUGCGCGACUCGGAUGUUGCUGCGACAAGGACUCCGAUGAACGAGGGGGACUUUUCUAAGCGAGAUGCCUUUGUUCUGCUGGACGCUGAUUUUCCUAGCAUCAUGGAGACGAAUCAGAUUGCAACGGGUAUCAUCCUUGUACGAAAAACACGCUUGGCAGUCUCGUUCCUGGAGACGUGGCUGGCCGCUUGUGAGGACCGACGAAUCAUGACCGAAGAGCCAUCCAUUCUGGGCUAUCCUGAAUAUCCAUCGUUUCGAAACAACAACGACGAUCAAACCGCCUUCUCUUUGCUAUUCAAGCUGCACGGCUUCCGGGCUUUCUCCGUCGAGGAGCGGGACGCAGUAGUCUACACCGGCCGCAACCUGGCAAAGUUCCUGAAGGCAUCCAACGACUUCGCUUUGGGUGUGACAUCUGAUCGCGAUGCUUACCUCCAGGCUGCAGAUGAUGCAGCCGGCCAGUCAUCGCGGAGCUCGGCGACCUAA